AUGAAGCAGGUAAACUCGUUCAUCUUUGACUCGGAAUAGACAAUGUUCAGACGGCAGCAAUCGUUCCGAAUGCAAUUUUUGGCCCCAACAGUUUCAUGAUCCGAAAUGUGAUCGAGGAUCAAGGGAAAGUGGUGUUCAUCUGUCUGCUCACCGUCCUUUUCUCCAUCCUUCCGGUCGGAUAUCAUAUUGUUCUGCUGAAUGUUCCUGAAAAAGUGAUUCAAGCCUUCAUUUUUGACAACUUUGAGAAUAUAUUCGGAAUCCACUUGUCCCCAAAUCAGGAGAGUUUGGUAUGGUGAGUGGUCUUCUGUUCUUCUGAAUCUCCUGUCCGUUUGCAGGUCUCUGACGGUCUCUUCGCAGGGAGUCGGCGCCCUGAUUGGCUGUUUUCUAGUGGGUCCAAUGUCGAAAUAUGGAGCCAAGCACGUGCUCAUGCGUCUAAACAACGUCAUUCUGAUUGCAGGUUUCAAUCGUCACCGACACUGCGAAGAGCGCAUUUGUAUUUGCAGGUUCAUUGCUCAUGUUUGUAUCCUAUUGGAUCUCUUUCCCAAUUGCCUUUAUUCUCGGAAGGAUCUUGACAGGCAAGUCUCGCCUCGAUGUCUUGAAACCACAAUUUCCUUUGCAGGCGUCUACACUGGCCUCGCGUGCGCAUUCGCUCCGUUGUACCUACAACAAGUGAUUCCGAAGAACAUAAAAGGAUCAAUGAGCUGUUUUCUGCACAUCGCCGUCUGUUUCGGAUCCUCCCUGGGCGCCAUUUUCUCUCUUCCGUUCAUGUUCGGAAGUGAAACCACUUGGCCCAUUCUGGUUGUUCUCCCUGCCUUUUUUGGAGCUACAAUUCUGGCUGCUUCCUUUUGGAUCCCAGACACUCCAAACAAUCUGCUUCAAAUGGGAAGAUAUACGGAAGCCAUUCAGAGCAUCAAGUAGGUUGUGAGCGUGGAAGUGUCCAGGAGAAGUUCCAGAUGAAUUCAGGUUCUAUUAUGACAUUGACGACAGUGAUGAAGAUGAAAUCAUCAAAGAGUACUGGGAUAUGGUGCCAGAGAUGCCUGAGCAGCUCUCCAUUUGUUCGGCCUUCAUGAAUCCUUCGAUACGAAGAGGAAUGCUCCUCGGAAUGAUUGUCAGUGCCACUCAGAUAUUCUCGGGAAGCAUGGUCUCGAUCUCUUACUCAACAGAGUACGCAUUUGCCCAUCUUCUAUAGACAACUCAAACCCUUUCCAGAAUGUUCGAAGCUGUCUCUUUCAUGGAUUCGCUCGUUCCCUUCCUCCCUGCUCUCGGUUCCAUCAUCUCCAUCUUGCUCACGAUUCCUGCUCUCCGAUGGGUCGAGACGAGAGGCCGUCGUCCUCUUCUGCUCAAGACUCUCCUCUUCUGCAUUGCUGCCAACUCGUUCCUUCUCGUCUUCACUCUCAUUUCACAAGACGGUUCCGGUUGGGCAUCCUGGGGAUUCGCAGCAGCCUUUUUCCUCUACGGAAUCGGCUACAAUCUGGGAGUGGGGCCCGUUGCUUACUUCCUGCCGGCAGAGUUGGUCCCUCCGGAAGCAGCCAGUGCUAGUUUGGGUGCGUUGAAGAGAAAGAAUGGAUUGAUCGGAAGCGAGUGUGAUUUAGGGUCUGCCGUGGCCGUCAACUGGAUGUGCACAAUCACAACAACACUUUUCUAUUAUCCUUUGAGCAAGUCAAUUGGCGGAUGGAGCUACUUGAUAUUCAUCAUUCCCACGUGAGUUCUGUCUUUCCUAUUUUGAGUAAUUCUCCCAUUUCAGCUCGUUGUUCUCAAUGAUUUUGUGGAGGUUGUUGCCGGAAACAAAGUUCCACUACAAGGUGCUCGAAUUGUAUUUUCCGACAGAAUAUUAGUUGUUUUUCAGAUUGAUCCACUAGAAAUCCGUCUUCUAACAGACUUGGGACCUUCAUUAGCACCGAAUUACGGGACACUUGAUGCAGACGAACCCACAUUAUUUUAA
Molecule: messenger RNA, 1942 nt
Organism: Caenorhabditis sp. 36 PRJEB53466
Lineage: Eukaryota; Metazoa; Nematoda; Chromadorea; Rhabditida; Rhabditidae
Source: the annotation of a GenBank genome assembly